Aureobasidium uvarum is the source of this 1155-nucleotide messenger RNA. Lineage: Eukaryota; Fungi; Ascomycota; Dothideomycetes; Dothideales; Saccotheciaceae. The record is from the annotation of a GenBank genome assembly.
AUGAAUGCCGUCGAUGCAUCGUCGCAUGAAGAGAUCGCCGACAGCGCCGAGGCUCCCGCUCUGCUGACCAUCAUCCUCGACACCAAUCCACACGCCUGGGGCUUACUCUCUUCAACCCUCCCUCUGUCCACCUUGGUCGCAAACCUCCUAGUCUUCAUCAACGCUCACCUGGCCAUCAACAAUUCCAAUCAAGUCGCCGUAGUCGCCUCACAUUCAGACAGCGCCCGCUUCCUAUACCCGACCACCCAUGACGACCUCAAAGUGCCACACGCCGGCGACAUUCAGAAUGACGCCAACAAGUACCGCCCCUUUGCGCAGUUGGAGAAGGCCCUGACUACCAAUCUGCGCGCUCUGCUACAAACAACUACCCCCGAGCACCUCAAGCAAUCCACAUCAACAAUGCUGUCUGGCGCCUUGACCCUCGCUCUCACCUACAUGGCCAAAGCCACCUUGAACGAUCCAGCAAGAGCAGGAGACGGCGCCUACGAUCAGACAAACACUGCCGGUACCUUUACAACCUCGACUGCAGACGGCACAUCACAGCCCAGCCACACGGGUCUCCAAAGCCGCAUCCUGAUCCUCAGUGUCAGCGGUGAUAUUGCAGACCAAUACAUCCCCAUCAUGAACACCAUCUUUGCUUGCCAACGCCUCGCCAUACCCAUCGACAUCUUGACACUGUCUGCCCACUCGAACGCAGAGUUCUUGCAGCAGGCUGCCGAUGCGACAGGAGGUGUCUACAUGGCUCUGGGUGAUCGCGUGGCUGGUCUACUGCAAGUCCUCAUGAUGGGAUACCUCCCAGAUGCCACUGCACGACAAAACCUUGUCAAAGCUGGCGAGACCGAAGGCGUAGAUUUCCGCGCUGCCUGCUUCUGCCACCGCAACGUUGUUGAUUUGGGAUAUGUGUGCAGUAUUUGCUUAUCCAGUAUGUUUUGUCCUUCCCACUUCAAAACUAUUUAUCUAGCUAACACAUGUGACUUUUANGUCUUUUGCCAACCGCCUCCUGAUAAUAUUUGCCUUACUUGCGGUACAGCAUUGUCAUUAUCAGGCCAUGCUGCCAAACCGGUGGUAAUUCCUCGUAAAAAGAAGAAGAAGAGAAAGCUUGAUGGGACUACGCCUGCAGACUCGCCUACUCCGGGUCCUGAUACACCUAGAUGA